AUGCUUUCAUUUCUAUGGUAUUAUUGUUCGACAACAUGGGCUGCAUUUCGACGGCUCGUCCGUCACCCGCUGUAUCUUCCUUUACAUGUCUUCGAAUAUAUAACGGGCGAAAACAUCAACGCUUCGCCCCCCGCCGGCUCCACUCCAAACGCCAAGCCACGAGCUCUAGUAGCUUUGACACUGCCCAACGCAGAAGCAGCGCAAUGGAAUAGAGAAACUAUGCGAGAAUUUGAAGCCGCCUUAGAAGCAAAUCCUGCAGUGGAUCUCAUGUCCCUUUUCUCUGACUCUUAUCGUGGUCAGCACCGAGCUGCUCAAUACGAUCAGCUGUCUUAUCCCGGAGGAAUCAACCUCCAAAUGGUAAACAGUCUGCGCGAUACACUCCAGCGUGAGCCGGAAGUCAACCUUCUAUCCGCGUUUCCGGUAAAGUUUUAUACGCGCAGAAUCAAAAUGGCAACCUUCAGGGCUCCAGAAAAGCUUCCUCCGUCAAAGGAACCCGAAUUUCGCCAAAUCCUUGAUCGUGCUAAGACUGCUUCAGUUGUUUUCCCGCUGUCUGAGGCUGUCACUUCCUUGCUUGCACAGUCCGGAGCAUCGACGACUGAUGACGCGGAGGAGUCAUUAUUUGUAUCCUUGAACAGACUUCUCUGGGAUUCACCCACCAUCUGGCAACAAUGUGUCAGAGGCAUGGUGGUCAGGUGCAAUGAGGACAUUGUCGCUAAGGUCAUUUCGGGAAAUAAAAAAAACUAUACGGAAUACACGAGUAUGCAAUUCCUUGAGCAACAUGCACCUGACAUACCUGCACCAAGACCCCACGGCCUGAUCGAUUUUGAACCAUUUCAGGUCAUAUUCAUGACCUAUAUUCCGGAUAUGACUCUGACCGAAGCGUGGCCCGACCUUUCCCACGAUGAAAAAUUAUCAAUACAACGCCAGCUCGAUGAUAUCUUCCGUCGACUGAGAAGUAUUCGGCAGGAUGAUGGCAAUAUGCUUGGGGGCGUUUGUGCAGAAGGAGUUAGAGAGCUCCGCGUUGACGAAUGUGCCCUGUUUAAAGAUAUCACCAGGGCUAUCGACUAUAACAACUUGCAAUUUUCCGCCGACCACCGUGGCAGCGCCACUUAUGCUGAAUUACUUCGCUUAUUUCUGGAAAAUGAACGCCCUUCAGUACAAGGAUCGGUAUUCACCCAUGGUGAUGUUAGAACCGAUAACAUCAUGGUGAAACGCGACCCCAACGGCUGCUAUAAAGUUACUGGAAUUAUUGACUGGGAGCUUAGCGGGUUUUACCCUGAGUACUAUGAAUGCACUGCGCUGACCCGCACUUUGAGUUUUGUGGACGACAACGACUGGUAUCUCUAUUUGCCCGAGAGCCUGUCCCCAAUGCGCUUUCCUAUACGUUGGCUAGUUGAUCGACUUUGGGGCCUCCAGCUAAGAAUGGCAUAG
Messenger RNA from Ophidiomyces ophidiicola, 1431 nucleotides. RefSeq lists its product as uncharacterized. The coding region runs from base 1 to 1431 and encodes 476 amino acids. The transcript has a single exon. The record is from RefSeq and is a predicted model, not a curated record. NCBI's taxonomy places the organism in Eukaryota, Fungi, Ascomycota, Eurotiomycetes, Onygenales, Onygenaceae.